Molecule: messenger RNA, 1518 nt
Organism: Penicillium hordei
Lineage: Eukaryota; Fungi; Ascomycota; Eurotiomycetes; Eurotiales; Aspergillaceae
Exons: 4
Biological process (GO): proteolysis
Molecular function (GO): serine-type carboxypeptidase activity
Source: RefSeq, a predicted model, not a curated record
CCUAUUUUAAUUGAGUCGACUGUCUUGAAGGGGGCUCAAAUCCGAUAUUUAUCGGUAAGCAUAUGCCAGACCGAUCCCAAAGCGAAAGGCUUUUCGGGGUAUAUACAUCUCCCACCAGGAGCAUUAGAAGCGGUUGGGGUAGAUCAAGAACUUCCCAUGAAAAUAUUCUUUUGGUUUGUUGAAAGCCAAAAUAGCCCUGCCACAUCACCUUUGACUUUGUACACUCAAAUGAAACCAAAUACAGUCACUGCUUUGCUGAGGGAGAAUGGCCCCUGUAGGGUUAACCUAGACAGCUCGACUUUGGAGCCAAAUCCAUGUGCCUGGAACAAAAUUUCCAAUAUUAUAUAUAUUGACCAGCCAGUAAACACAGGUUGGUCUGAUCUGAACUGCGAAAUGAUGAGACUAAUAUCGAUACAGGAUUUAGCUAUGAUGUCCCCGCGAAUGGUACCGUCGACUUCCGUGUCGUCUCCAGCAAGGCGGUACUAUUAUGGGCGCAGCUUCUUUGACAUUGCUCAUCGCUCGCACUUUCUUACGGAUCCUCCCUUGAAUACAUACCUAAGGUAUCUGAAACAAGCCAAGGUACAACAAGCGCUCGGAACGCCAGUAAACUUCACGGACCAGGCUAUUAAUGUUGCCCACACGUUCUCCUUGACUGGUGAUAACGUUCGUGGGGAAUAUGUUGCCAAUCUUGCCCAGGCACUGGACUCUGGCGUCAGAGUUUCGCUUAUAUACGGUUAUCGAGAUUAUGCUUGCAACUGUGCGUGUCUAAGUACAAGGCGCUACGUUUCCUUUUUUGUGUUGACUAACAGGUUACCAGGGCUUGGGGGAGAGGCCUUGUCCUUGUCGAUUUCAUACAAAGGUCAAGCCACCUUUCAGCGUGCUGGCUACACCUCUACGUAUGGAAUUCAAAAAGAUGAAAAAGGAGCAAUUCCACCAGCAUAUCUUCGUCAACAUGGCGGCCUUUCCUUUGUUCGAGUUCUAAAUUCAAGUCAUACCGUCAACACUGUCUGGCCUUCACUUGGCUUUGUACUCUUCAACCGAACGUUACAUGACGUCGAUCUCGCCACUGGAUAUGAAGACUUGAUCCAGUCGGCCCUUUAUUCAACGUCAGGGCCCAGUUCAGUUCGACAUAUCAGAAACAAGCUUCCUACGGGUUCAGAUUUGGAAGAAGGCAUGUGCUAUGUCCUGGAACUGUCAUUGUGCUCCAACAGUCAGCUAAACGCAUACUUGAAGGGUAAAGGGGGAGUCAUAGAUUAUUGGCUGGUAGACUAUGGCAACGGAACGUGUUGUCCAAAUCCUAUUCAGCCUUGUCGGGAGGGCCAUUCGGGUUUCGGGGGGAUUAAGGUAUACCUGGGCUUUGGUAGGCCGACCGGAGAUCUUUCGUGGUUUCAUGUGCUUAUGCUAGUCGGGGCUGUGAUGAUUGCUGGUAUCAUAGGUUUGUUGCUCCAGAACUUGGCGCAGUUGAGGAACUGGGGUGAGCCGGUGAAGAUUAGAAAUAGCUACUGCGGUAGUGAAUAA